Molecule: messenger RNA, 1679 nt
Organism: Andrographis paniculata
Lineage: Eukaryota; Viridiplantae; Streptophyta; Magnoliopsida; Lamiales; Acanthaceae
Product: S-adenosylmethionine decarboxylase proenzyme-like
Exons: 3
Coding region: 416-1483 (355 amino acids)
Biological process (GO): spermidine biosynthetic process; spermine biosynthetic process
Cellular component (GO): cytosol
Molecular function (GO): adenosylmethionine decarboxylase activity
Source: RefSeq, a predicted model, not a curated record
CAAAAUUGGCAUUGUGAAAUCCGUAGAUGAUCCUGAGAGGCUGAGACUGAGUGCUGUUAUUUGUAUCUUAUGUAAAAGGUUUCUUUGUUUUACUCAGUUGAAUUUUUAAGAAAGAGUUGAUGAUCUAAUAGAGUCUAAAGGUGGGAAAAAGAAGUCCAACAGUAUAUCGUCAUUAUAUGAAGCUUCAUUUGGUUACAGCAUCGAGGACAUUCGACCGAACGGAGGCAUCAAGAAGUUUCGAUCUGCUGCAUAUUCCAACUGUGCUCGCAAGCCAUCCUGAGAUUCCUAAAUUGGUGCCCUAGUUUACAAAAUUAGGUUUAGUUUUAGGUUUAUAGAAAUUACUCUUUUUCUUCAUAAGCCAAACUCUUCUGCACCUGCUCUAUUUGCUUCCCUAGUUAGUAAUACUUGAUGGAAAAUGGCUGCCCCUGUUUCUCCAAUUGGAUUCGAAGGUUUCAAAAAAUGGCUUGAAAUCUCCUUCACUGAGCCAAGCAUCUUUGCUGAUCCUGAUGGAAAGGGUCUUAGAUCUCUUUCCAAAGCUCAGCUGGAUGAAAUGCUAGAAUCUGCAGAAUGCAAAAUUGUUGAUUUAUUGUCCAAUGCCUAUUUCGAUUCAUACAUCCUUUCUGAGUCCAGCCUCUUUGUCUAUUCCUACAAGAUCAUCCUCAAAACCUGUGGCACAACAAAACUGCUUCUUGCAAUCCCUUCUAUACUCAAAUUGGCCGAGUCUCUGUCCCUUUCGGUGCAAGCCGUGAUCUACACUCAUGGAAGCUUCAUCUUCCCCGGAGCUCAGUCAUAUCCUCAUCGAUCUUUCACUAAAGAAGUGGCUCUCCUCGACACCUAUUUUGGUAAUCUCGGGCCAGAGGGUAGCAAAGCCUGUGUUAUUAGGAGUAAUGAUAAGCCACAGAAGUGGCAUGUGUACUCUGCUUGCUCGGCUCCUUCGAAGAAUUUCAAUCCCAUAUACACACUAGAGAUGUGUAUGACUGGUUUGGACAGUCAGAAGGCUUCGACUUUCUACAAGAAAGGCUCGACCUCUGCUGCAACGAUGACUAACAUCUCUGGUAUAAGAGCCAUCCUCCCUGCAUCCGUUAUCUGUGACUUUGAGUUCGAGCCUUGUGGCUAUUCCAUGAACUCCAUUGAAGGAACUGCUCUGUCGACCAUCCAUGUUACGCCUGAAGAUGGUUUCAGCUACGCGAGCUUUGAAACAGCUGGAUAUGAUUUGAAGCAUGGGAAUCUUGGAGUUCUGGUUGAGAGGGUGCUGUCCUGUUUCGAUCCCCGGGAGUUCUUUUAUUCUGUUCAUGCUGAAUACGGCACCAAGUUACUCGAUUCCAUCCCUGCCCUUGACGUAAAAGGAUACAUUGCUGAUGAACGAGUAUUUCAGGACUUAGGAAGUGGCGGAUCGAUCAUGUACCAGAAGUUCACGAGAUUUACAUCCUCCGAAUCUCCCGUCGUCGCGUCAACGAAGAGCUGCAAACCAGUGAAGGAAUGAAGAGAAAGAAGGCUCCCUUUCAGGUAAAAUCUGUUUACAAUAGAACUAUGAUCUUGUUUUGGUUUGGAGUAAUGUUAUGUGAUAUAUGUUGUAAAUUUGUAAUGCCAAAAUAAUUCCCCUGCUGUAUUUGUUGCCUAUGUCAAUAUUGAAUAAAUUGUGUGAAAGUUUCAGGGAAAGCCACAAAAUUUGUUAUAUA